CAUGGCCCGAAAAGAAUGAAAUGCAGGGCAUCAAACUAUAAUGAAAGUCGCCAUUUUCACUUCACCACACCCUUGGAUUAUAAAUAAAGAGCUUUUGGACUGAAAAAGGGGCUUAAUCGGGCCCUUUUACCGGCCCAUUAACUCUUAAAGGCCCGAUGGAAUUAGAAAACAUCGUUGCAAAUACAGUCUAUCUGAAAGCAAGAGAAGGUGGUGGCGGAAAAAGAAAGGGCAGGAGCAAAAAAUGGAAGCAGAUACUGAAAUUUCCACACAUAUCGCAAUGUAUUGGGUUAAAGCAAAAUAUAAGUUUGACGUACAAGUAUAUCGUCACUUCCCAGCCAAUCGGCCGACAACUGUUCCGAAUGUACUGUGAUAAAAAACCAGACCUCAAGAAAGCUAUAAAUUUUUUAGAUGAUAUUAGUGAAUACGAGCUCUCUCCGAAUGAAAAGCGAUGUUCUAAAGCUCAACAAAUUUAUGAAAAAUAUUUAUUAGCAGAGUCUGCAGAGUACAUCAGCCAUGUAAACGGGAACCAAGCGGUGGUCAUCAAGGAGGCACUGCAUGAGAAACUGGCCGAGAGGGACCUCUUUUCUGCAUGUGCAGAGUUGGUAAUUGAAUUCCUUUCCAAGGAGCCAUUUCAGGAUUUUCUAGAAAGUUAUUAUUUUAAACGAUACCUACAAUGGAAACUUUUGGAAGGUCAACCAGUCACGAAGAACACGUUCCGGAUGUAUCGAGUGCUGGGGAAAGGCGGUUUUGGAGAGGUGUGUGCGUGCCAGGUGCGCGCAACAGGGAAAAUGUACGCCUGCAAAAAGCUCGAAAAGAAACGCAUCAAGAAACGGAACGGAGAAGCCAUGGCCCUAAAUGAGAAACAAAUACUUCAGAAAAUCAACUCAAGAUUUGUAGUAAGUUUAGCCUAUGCAUUUGAAACAAAGGACGCUCUAUGCCUCGUGUUGACGAUAAUGAACGGCGGGGAUCUGAAGUUUCAUAUACACAACAUGGGGGUCCCCGGAUUUGAGGAAGAACGCGCCAUAUUUUAUGCAGCUGAAAUCACCCUAGGGCUAUCGAAUUUACAUAGUGAAAGAAUUGUGUAUAGAGACCUUAAGCCAGAAAACAUUUUAUUGGAUGAUAAUGGUCAUGUACGGAUAUCUGACCUAGGUCUAGCAGUGGAAAUCCCAGAUGGGGAGUUGAUCAAGGGCCGUGUGGGCACCGUCGGAUAUAUGGCACCGGAGGUGGUCAAGAAUGAAAAAUACACGUUUAGCCCUGACUGGUGGGGGCUCGGCUGCCUCAUAUACGAGAUGAUCGAGGGCAAGGCCCCAUUCCGAGCGCGUAAAGAGAAGGUCAAGCGCGAGGAGGUUGACCGAAGAGUAAAGGAAGACCAGGAAACAUACUCCUCAAAGUUCUCUGAAGACUGUAGAAGUAUAUGUACUCAGUUGUUAGAAAAGGACCCUCGUAAGCGGCUAGGCUGCGGAGAAGCUGGGUCUAAGGACGUGAAGCAGCAUAUAUUCUUCAAAAAUAUCAACUUCAAACGCUUACAAGCGGGUGUGCUUGACCCUCCGUUCAUUCCUGAUCCACGUGCUGUGUACUGUAAGGAUGUGUUAGACAUUGAGCAGUUCUCAACGGUGAAGGGCGUGAACCUGGACCCAAGUGACGACACAUUCUACGGCAAAUUCAACUCAGGCUGCGUCUCCAUACCCUGGCAGAAUGAGAUGAUAGAGACGGAAUGUUAUAAGGAACUGAAUAUUUUUGGCGAAGACGAUGCCCCAACUCCAGAUUUAUUGGAGGAUCCACCCCCUGCCCCCCAACGGAGUAGCUUCCUAGACAGACUCUUCAGGCGCAGAGCUGGAUGCCUUUCAAGCUGUUGUAGACGAACUUCACACAAUUAGCCCCGGGAUGCUCAGUCCUGAAAAUGCGGGUCCCAAUGCUCAGUGUUCAUACGGAACCGAAAAUCCCUGUCUCUCCACCAAUCGGACAAGGGCAAUCACUCCGGCACUUGACAAGGGGAACUAACUCUAUGCUGUAAAAAUGUCUUAAUGUAUGAGAUUUAUUAACUCUUGGACUCUGUUUUUUGAGCUAUUGAGCAACUUUGCAGCGAGUUUCCUCAUUUUAGAAAGUGACUUACUAUAGCUGAUGAAAUUUGCAAAAAUGAAUGUUAAGUGUUAUGGGUAUAUGUGUGUAACAAAUAAGAUCAGGUGGAAGAAAAAUAGUGUCAAAUAUUAUGGUGCAAACUUCCCUCCAAGAGAAAGAUUGGCAUCUGUGUUGGAUAAGAAUUCUGACAUUGCGAUUGCGCAAUCGAGGCUAUUGCGAUUGCGCAAUCGAGGAUAUUGCGCAAUCGAGGAUUAUCCUUACAUGGAAGCUUGGAUAGAGAUACUUAAGAAUCUGAAGGAUAUCAAAAAAAAGACAUGAUGACCAGGAUCUAUUGUGUUUUUAAGGGUAGCAUCAACACAGAAAUCAGCCAUUAUUUGUUACCUCGAGAGAAAAGGGGGAUUUUUUUUUCAUGUAACAAAAGACAUCCAUUUUUCUCAUGGACUUGACAUACUUCAAGAAGGAAAUUGGAGAUGCAGCUAUUUUAAGGCAAUCUGUUGGAUGGAUUUGUAUCUGUUAGUGCUAUGAGUUCUUACAAUUGUUCUUUUGAGCUUGAUAUUAACCUUUUAAAGGGGCUAGACACCAGAUGAUACAAUUGCAAGAAAAAAAGAAAAACUUACAUAAAAUUGACAUUGUUGUGUACAACGCAUUAAAACUUACAUACUGAUGUAUCACAUCGCUAAAAACACACACGCUUUUUUCGCAGUUUUUGUGCAUUUUUCCAAUUCGUGAUUACCUAAGGUCGCCUACAACGUGAAUUCCAGUUAGUUAAAAAAUGGCAUCGUAAUAUUUAUCAUAAACAGAAAAUAUGAAUUAAAGUGGGAUACCAUUAUGCGCUAUUUAAAAUGGGGAAACACAGAUGAGACAGCAACAUGAUUGUUCCGUUUAUUAUUUAAUCAGAUUAUCGGCCUCCUACUAGCUUGUUUUGACAAUUCUAGGCUUGUUUUGGGGAAUUACUGUAUUUGCCAGUUUUUGUACCAUCUGGUGUCUGGCCUCUUUAAUGGUGUACAAAUCAUACUGACCCGCUGUUUUCAUUUUCUAAAUGCUUAUACGGAAAAAAAAUCCAACUAAUUACUGUUAAUGAAAUAAUUUCGCCAAUUGAAUGCGAAACAGUAUUUUGGUCCGUACAUGUUAUUGUUUUUUUUUUCGGAAUGCUGAUGGUGUUAAAAUAAACAGGAAUCUCAUUUAUAUGUAUGUUUUAAAUGUUGUUACAUAUAAAAAUGUAUUUAAUGUUAACACUUACAUUGAAAUGAAUUUCAGGUCGAUAUGAAAUUAAUUUUUAAAAAAGUGUUAAUAAAUUAGAGAAUGUAUAAAAGAUUUUUACGACUAUUUGUAACAGACAUAGCGUCAGAAUGGUUCUUGGACAGAAUAAAUGAAUAUUAGAAUUAAGCUUUAGAAAAAAAUACAUUAACUUAUUCAUGUUUAAUGUUGCAUUCAUUGUUUUGCUAUACGACUACUUACAUGUACAAUUAUUUAUAUAUAUAUAUAUAUACAUGAAAAUUGUGUUCAUGUUGACUUCUUCCAUCAAAAGCAGCUUUUGUACUGUAGGAUAUAAUGUAGAAGACUUAGCAAGAAUUGGAAAUAGCUGUUUGCGAAUUCUGUUGCAAAAAUGUAGUUAUUAGCGAAGUUGUUUCUUAGCCAUAGGAAACGCUUUUUGACACCCUACUUUACUGUUGGGUAUGUAUUACUUUUAUAAAUGAGCUUUUAUCUUCUUUCUUUAAGUUCCUAUCCUUGAAUUGUACAGAAGUGUAAAUAUUCUCGGCACAUUUUGUGUUCAUUUUGAACUCCGAUUAAGAGUCAAAUUUAUAAAAAAAAUGAAGGUAUUAAGUGUUACAAUAAAAAUCGAUAUAAAAAAAUGAGUUUCAUGAUACUUUGAUUUUAAAUUAUUAUACCAUAUAUUUACCUGCAACAAGCUAGACAAAAUCAUGUUUUUGUUUUGUAAAGACUCGAGAAGCAUAAUGUUAAAGAGCUAGGAUAUGGUCAGAAUUUGUAUCAGAGCUAGGAUAUGGUCAGAAUUUGUUUAGGAGCUAGGAUAUGGUCAGAAUUUGUAUCAGAGCUAGGAUAUGGUCAGAAUUUGUAUCAGAGCUAGGAUAUGGUCAGAACUUGUAUCAGAGCUAGGAUAUGGUCAGAAUUUGUAUCAGAGCUAGGAUAUGGUCAGAAUUUGUUUAGGAGCUAGGAUAUGGUCAGAAUUUGUAUCAGAGCUAGGAUAUGGUCAGAAUUUGUUUAGGAGCUAGGAAAUGGUCAGAAUUUGAUAAGGAGCUAGGAUAUGGUCAGAAUUUGAUAAAGAGCUAGAAAAUGGUCAGAAUUUGUUAAAGAGCUAGGAUAUGGUCAGAAUUUAUUAUGGCGCUAGGAUAUGGUCAGAAACACAAAUUAAUUUAAAUUCCAUGCAGCGUAACUUCCCUUUGCUGACAAUAAUCACUGCAUCACGCAUACGAUAUGACAAUAAUCAAGAGCAGGUUAUGAAAAUCAUGAAAUGUUGUUUUAUUUGAAAUAUUUUUUAGUUUUUAUAUUUAAAACAUUUAAUAUUUUAAAAAUUAAAAUAUGAAUUCCUGGUACUAGGAUGAGAUAGAGUAAAAGUAAAUUUGUUAAAAAGUGAAUAGCUAAAAUAUACCUAUUUUUCGUACAUGAUGGCAGAGAUCUGCUUGUCAAGGGACAUCACUGCAUAGAGUAUUGGAAUGAAUUUAGGUCUUUUUAGUCUAUAGUUAGUUUCUAGUAGCUGACAACUAUUGUUCGCUUUGAUGGUGCUGAAUAUCAAAUAGCAUUUUCAGAAAUGAAAAAAUACCGAAAUAGUCAAAUGUUAGAGAGAAUAAAACACAUUGAUGAUCGAAGCAAUACUGAUCAUUUUAGUUGUUUGAUGCAUUUAUAGGGUUUAUAAAGUCAUUGUUUAGUUUUACGUUUGUUUUUGUUAUGAGGAGGUCAGUUGAAGUAUAUUAUAUAUAACCUCGCUGAAUCAUUUGAGAUGCUUAAGUUUGUCAAGUAAUUUCUUACUUUGUUUUUAUUUAAUUUUUGAGGGAAAUUUAAUGUCACCAUGGCAACACUUCAAAUAGUUUUAUAGAAUACAGAGCAACAAUCCAUUCCAAAAGAAUAUAAUCAUAUUAGUUAUAACAAGAAAUUAUCUUUCUUCAUUGUACACAUAAUGACUUCUUUAUUUCAAUGUAAACACAAAGUCAAGCAUCUGUAAUGAUUUUGGUGCGGGUCGCAAACAAUUUCUGCCUCAGACUUGUGUAUACAAUCAUUUGUUUUGUUGUUUUAAUACUCUCUGACAGAAAAUCCACUGUCAUCUCAUUUCGAAAACGUUUUGUCAUCCGUCACCCGUUUUCUUCAGUUUACAGACUCGAAGCAAAAGUGUGCUAGCUUCUUUUGUACAGUUAGGUAGAUAGUUCACUUUUGUUCUUGCCAUUAUACAUAUAGUUUUGUUUUUGCCAAUUUAGUUCUUCGGAGACGAACAGAAUCCCCACCCCAAGGACAAAAGCUCUACCCCAACAAAUUUUGGCAUAUGUGAACUUAACCUCCCAAUAUAAUAUUCUUCAUUUCUUGCCACAUUCAAAGGUUAUUUACGAUAUGUAUAUAUUGUAAUCUAUAUAAAGGAUUUCCCAUGAGUGGUCAUACAAUUCGGUAUUGGUUAAAAUGAAUUUUCUAUUAUUAAUUCCAUUAAAAUAACCUGUUGCUAAAUUGAUUAUUUACAGCGCUAAAUACAUGAAAUGUUGCUAUGUUGCGCACACAUUUUCAACCCUUUUCACUUACAACAUAAGAUCAAAAGUAAUAUAUAUAAAAUUGUAUAAUGAUGUUAACUUUUCUCUGGUGACAUAUAUUAUAAUGUAAAUGGUUUUAUUAAAAUUUUACAACAUUUUUUGGCACAGAAACAAAAUAAAACUGUAUAAGUUUUUUAUUCGAUUGCAGAAUUUUGUUGGGGGGAUUUUUUCCCAGGGAGUGGUGGAUUUGUUAUACACAUGUAGCAUGUAGUACUUUGAAUAUAUCGAAAUAUCCACUUGAUCAUUUCAGAAAACCUAAGCAGGUCUUAAACACAUUCGUAUUUUGUUUACUUUUGUGUUUUAUUGUUUAAAAGGUAAACGAAAUAUCAGAAAAAUAUUUUACAAUGCUGUGAACUGGAUUUUGAUAAGGUGGAGUCAAACCAUUUUUGCAUCAAUCACUUAAUUUGUAUCAAAGCAUUUCUAGUGUAAUAAUUCCAAUUGCCCAGUAAUAUACACAAAGUGAAUAACAAGAGUGACAAAACACUACCUGCGUCUAUUUGAAUGUCUCUUAAAACCAACUCAAUUCACUGAUGAAAGCGAAAAAGCAUUAUCUGCUUCUUUAUUUCAAUGUCACUGAACUAUUUCAAUUAACUGAUGAAAGCAAUAAAGCAUUAUCUGCUUCUAUUUUGAAUAUCAGUUAGAACUAUUUCUAUUCACUGGUGAAAAAAAGCAUUAUCUACUUCUUUAUCUUAAAUGUCACUGAACUAUUUCAAUUCACAGAUGAAAGCGAAAAAAGCUGUAUCUGCUUCUAUUUUGUAUGUCAGUUGGAAGAAUUUUAAUCCACCCCUUAAAAGAAUGUAAAUUCCUUGCAUACCAACAUGAGGGGAAAAGAUAAAAAGUUGUAAGCGACAUUAGAUAAAGGCGCAGAUAUCACUUUUUCCCUUUAACCCCUUCGAGAGUUACAUUAGAUAAAGAAGCAGACAGAAUCCCUUUGCGUGUGACCCUCCCUCGAACCAUUCAUGUACAGGUCAUCAUAAAAUUGAAGAACUUGCUCAAAAUUUGCUCACCGUAAUGACCAAGUUUGACAGUUUUGCUGAUUUCAUGAAGUGAAUUUUUGUCAUCUUUGUAACUAAAGACAUUUCAAUCUUCUAAUGUAAACAUUUGACUAGAAAUUCUCUUUACUACAUAUGUAAACUGGUUUUGUUGAUUUUAAUUGCAUGGUCCCUUCUGUACAUAAUAGGGCUGUUUUUACUUGGAAUACAUGUAUAUUAAUUUGUGUAUGUAAAUGAUAGGAUUUAGAUGGAUUUAGAAGUUUGAUUACUUGCAAUGCUAAGAAAAGUCUAGUCCAUAUAUACCAGCAGACAACAGAACAAACUGACCAGUGGAAAACAUAUCACUGUUUACAAAUCAAACUUUUACAUGUAUAAAAGAAUAAAAGAAAUGACGAGUAAUGCAGAUUCAAUCUGGGCACAUUACUAGCAUGUUCGUUUUGGCCAUAUGUACAUGACGAUGUAUGAUAUUUGAAUAUUGCCUUAAAUUCUCCUUUAUAUCAGGGACCACAAUACAGAAGCGUUUUAAGUUGAAGUAAUACCUUUUCUUCAAAUAACACAUGACAUUUCCUUAUGCUUUUCCAGGGAAAGAAAGAGAACUCAUGAAGUUUAGACUGGUGCAAAAGUUGCUAAAUUUAGUCUGGUACAAAGCUCAGAAAGUUAACACUGGUUCAAAAUUUGGACUGGUACAAACAAGGCAAGUUUAGACUGGUGCAAAACUUGGGCAAGUUUGGACUGGUGCAAUACUCUUCGAGUAUAGACUGGUACAAAUCAAGUCAAAUUUAGACUGGUGCAAAACUUGGCAUAUUGGGACUGGUGCAAUACUCUUCGAGUAUAGACUGGUGCAAAUCAAGGCAAGUUUAGACUGGUGCAAAACUUGGCAAAUUUGGACUGGUGCAUUCCUCUGCAAGUAUAGACUGGUGUUUGUUCUGUUGUCUGGCUGUUUCAGUCAUGUCUGUGUUUAGCGUGUAGAUGAUAUUGUUAUGCCAUUCAUUUUUAUUCAUGUCACUUAUGAAUUUUAAUUAUGAUUAACACAGUUGACAUUUUGUCAGUCUUUAAUGAACUGUUCACACAGUUAGGAAAAGAAAACAUGUAUGUUUUUGCUAUUAAAUUAAAACAUGGCAGAUUCUAUGCCAUUGAGACAAUAAAUUGUGUAUGUGUUCAUUGUUUCAAAGGAUGACGGCGAAAAGAUUCUAACUGCUUGUUAAUCUAAUGUGACUUAGAACUUUUUCGUCCUGUCAUCAAGCAAGUAUAACAAUGUCUCAUCUAAUGUUUGAUUUUCUUUGAAGCAUAUCUCUUUUAUUAAACUUUUAUUUGGCUGGAAAAAUAGAUAAAAGUCAACACAGCGGUACCCAAUGUUUAAAAACAUGAAUGUCUCUAAAUGAAAUAUAUUUUGUGAUUUUGUCGCAUAAAUUUUAUGUUUAUGAAUCUGUUUUGGGCACACGGUUACGAACAGUCUCGAGGCUGCGUUCAUUCUCAAUAUUGUUUAUUUUAAUUUUUUUGUUAAUUUUCUUCUUUCAGAGAGGAUGCUGGUGAAAAAUGCUGUAUAUAUAAUUACUAGUGUAUUUGAACAUCAUACACACACAUUCUGUAAAAUAAAUGACUUAUUUAAAAAAAAUAGUUUUCUGAGUUUGAGUCUAGACUUUGACUUGAGACUGUUCAUUUUAUCGCCCCCUGGAGUUCAUUUUGUAGGUCAUUUUAAGAUGAGAAAUGUAGAAUGAUGAUUAGAUGUUAUGUCUUUAGACUUUUUAACAUUGACUUUGUGUGGUGCUCGAUUGUUUUUUUAAUUGUCUUAUCCCUAUAGCUAUUGGCAAUACUUAUUUGCUAGCUGGCGUGUACAUACAACAUGUAAUUUGUUAUUAAAUGUCUGCCAAGACUGGAUUUGCAUGGUCUUGUCCAGUCGAAAUAUGCUCUUUAUUUAUUACCCGUUCUUUUGAUAAAACCUGACUGAAAAUUGAUGUGUAAAUUUCAUACUUUUAAAGAAAUCAUUAACACCAAGUUGAACCUUACAGAUUUACAAUCAGUAGUGAUAACCCCUCUUGGUUUUCAAACUCCAUGCAGCAGUUACUUCCCCUUACAGUGAUCAAAAUUAAUAGUAAUCUUCAAGCCUGAAUCAAACCAGUAAUAGUAUUCAUAAAAGAUCUUAAAUUCAUUUCCGAACUGUAGUCAUUUUCUAAAAUUAAGUGUCCUACUCAUCAUACGCCAAAAUAAAUUAAUAAAUCCUAAAAUACUUAAUUUUCAUUGAUUUUAUUAAAAAUAUACUUUUAUGUUGAAGAUGCUGAUACUUUUCUUUUAGUUUAACUAUGAAAACUUCAGAAAAUCUACUUCAGUUCAGAAAUGACUUUUGAGCGUUAAAUUAACUUGCAUAAUAAAAAAAACUACAUGCAAAAAUAAACCAGUGCAUAAAUAACCCCAGAAAAAACCAUUUUAAAGGAUAUUGCUCAUGUUUUUGGACUUUUUUUGCUUGAUGAUAAUAAUAAUUUGUAAACAGUCUAAUAAUAUAAUUUUUUAAAUCAAUGAUAUCGAAAUUGAUGAAAAAAAUACAUUUAAAUUAAAAAGAAAACACCCUCGUUUUAGUUGCGAGCAAACCCAUGCCGAUAGAGUCAAGACAAAAAUAGAAAGCUUACAACAAAACCACUUGCCCACAAAGACUCUAACAUAAACUGAGGGAUAAUUUAACCUUUACACAUUUUCUUGAACAGCGUUACUAAUGCUACAAUAUUUAAAACUAUAUCAACAUUUGUUGACAGGUUCCAGCCAUCAGUUUGUAAGUUUUAACUCUCCGAAUGAUUUACCACACUUUAUUUUGUCAAUAAAAAAUAUAGUAAGCACAUUUAUGGCAUAGAUUCUGCCCAUCACUUUACGUAUGUCCCUGAGCACUCUUAAUAAGCAGAGUAGGUUUAUGACCUAAGAUAUCUUUUUAAAACAGGACCCUGAUCCGUUAUAUAACUUCUAUUGAUCCAUUUUGACAUAUUUGCAAAAAGAAAUUGGAAAUUUAAAAAAUGUUUUUGAAGUUUUUUAGACAUACUGAUAAGAAAAUCCAAUGAUAUUGCUAAGAAAAAAGCAAUUUAUCUCUUUAACUUGCAUGUUCUAUGAGUAUUAUGUUGUUUUUAAUGCAUUUAAACUAUAUCAGUCUUGGAGGUUUGUGAAUGGUUGAUUUUAAUUAUUUUCAUGGAUAAAUUGUUGAUAAAAUCACUGUAUGCAUCAUGAUAAAGAAGCACAUAUUUGUUGUUGAGGUGUCAUAUUGUUAGAUUUUUAUACAAUUCAUGAAAAACUUUCUUCACCAGUUUUGAGGAACAUUUGAUAUGUAGUCUUUAUUAGAUACGGUACUAAAUGUUUGUUAUGAUAUUACGCUUAACUACCGUAUUUGUUCUAAUAGAUGAACAGGGCUUGACGUUGUGUCAAAAUUAACCCCCAGUGUGCUUAUUAUGAACCAAAUAUUCUUUGUUUUUUAUAACUAAUCAUAAUACCAAAUGUUAGCUUUACGAAGAAGUAAGCAGGUGCGCUGAAAAUAAUGGCAGCAAAUAGGAUGUUCUCAGAGAAAUAGGAUGCAGUUUUACGAACUUUGAGCUAAGUUUAGCACUUUUCAAGUCUCAAAAUCAGACAAAAUACCAACAAUUUCACAGCCCCUGUGUGUCUAUUAGGGCAUGUACAUUUAUAGAGACAAAAAAACAAAUACGGUAUGUGUAGAAAAGGUUCAUCAGUAUGAGAAACAUAAGUGUACUAUGUAACACAUGCCACUGAUAAAUUACCAGCCAUUGUUAAUGUGUUGUCAAACUUGUCAUCGUGUGUCCACAGGUGGCAAAAUUGACCAGAAAUAGUGAACAAAAAAACGAUUUCACAAUUUCUGGUUGACACUGCCACCUGUGCGUGUAUCAUGUAUGUAAAACAUUGCAAUUAAAUCGUGUACCAUGUGUUAUUUAUUUGUUAAUGUACUAUUUGUUGAUGCGCAUAGGGCCAAUUGUUCAGAACUUUGUUAGAGUUAACAACAUGGUUAACAUCAUCGUUGUUAACUUUCAAAUUUUUACUGCUCUGGAAGUUUAAUGGAUACGCUUGUGAUCUGCUGUAUUUCUAACAAGACUUGAGACAUCUGUCUCACUUGUACUUGUUUAUACUAAAAAAUGUGAUCACAUAUUUCACGUUUAAAAGUUAACAACGAUGUCGUUAAUCCCAUUGUUAACAUUCAAAAAGUUGUGAACAAUCGACCCAAUGUUGUCUUUGCAGAAAUAAAUGUUGGAGUUCGACCAUGCAUUCUCAGGGACCUCUGUAUGGGCUGUUGGAAACUAUUGUUAUAAUGGAAAAUACCGUUAAAAUAAAUUAGCUUACAUAAGCUUACAUCUGUGAAGAUGUUGUGCCAUCUUGAUGAAAGAACUCAAUAACAGCUUCUGUUUAUUUAGCAGUUAUAGGGUUCUUGCUCUAGGUUGAUAAUUGGUUCAUCUGCAAGCAUUUUCAGGCUACUGAAAUGAAUUUAUUACUUAUUUCAAGCCGCAAGAGCCACUAGGAAUUGCUUUUAACGGGUUUAAAACGUAAUUGAUUUUAAUCAGGUGAAGUGGUAGAUAUAAAUUGUGGCUGGCCAGUAAGUUGGUAGUGAACAAAAUAUAAAGUAGACCACUAAAAAACCCGUAAGAUUGCUUGUAUGUUCUAACACAAAAUAAAUGGUUAUGCAACUGUGUGGCAUCGAUCCAUUUAUUAUUGUAAAUACAUACUUACGAUUUUUAACCAUAACAUAAACUGCAAAACAAUGUACGGAUGUAAUAGGCCAAUGACACAUACAGCGGUUUCUGAUUAUUUGUCCCCCCUUGAUAUUACCUCAACAAAAGGAUUUUAUUCACUUUAAACUCAUAGAGACGGAGCAAUUCAUAUGAUAUGCCAGGGGCACAUACAGGGGUCUGUGAAUGUGUUGCCAUGGUUAUGUGCAUGUUCAAACUCACCUUGGACAUGUUUUCAAGAUCAAUAGUAUGUUUUAUUAAUAUUAUUUAUGAAUAAAAAUGUGUAUAAAGUGUUA
Mya arenaria is the source of this 11822-nucleotide messenger RNA. Its product is annotated as G protein-coupled receptor kinase 5-like. Bases 156 to 1877 code for a protein of 573 amino acids. NCBI's taxonomy places the organism in Eukaryota, Metazoa, Mollusca, Bivalvia, Myida, Myidae. The transcript is spliced from 17 exons. Gene Ontology annotation, cellular component: cytoplasm. Gene Ontology annotation, molecular function: G protein-coupled receptor kinase activity; ATP binding. The record is from RefSeq and is a predicted model, not a curated record. Gene Ontology annotation, biological process: protein phosphorylation; regulation of signal transduction; signal transduction.